UGUUGUCGUUUCUUGAGCAUACGCUGUAGCGAGUGUCAGCUGACAGCGCCAUGUGACAGUGCUCCGUGGGGGAUAGUAGUGUGAGUGUAAGACAUCUUUUGCGGAAUUUGCUGCAGGUGUUAAGUAAAAAAGAAAGGCUAUUGGUUAGACUCGAAGUGCUUAAGUUUACAACGCUGAUCAUUUUUAAGAACGGUUGUGAUUACCGUUGAAAACUGACACACUGAUAAGAAGACCAACUAGGUCACAGUGUCAUCACGUGUGACACCCUCCAUGGAAAUAACACAAAGUUUGGAAGAAGAUCCCCUUAUUGAUGGUCCUAUUGUUCCAAAUGAUCUUCUAGAUUCUGCAAUCCGACCCCAGUUUAAAUCUUUGCACACAUCAUGGAUUGCGAUUCUUCUGUUACUUUUACAUGUUUCGUUUACAGGAUUGUCUUUUGUAUUGAUCGUGUUUUGCACCAUAAAAGAAAAGAAUGCACAAGACUGUAAAGAGUAUAUCCAUGAUUUUGAUACUCAGACUAUUGUCUGCAUUGGAAAAGUUUCUUUGUGGCUCAUAUUUGCUGUUUUUGAGCGCUACGUGCAGCACCAGCAUAGCCAAACCAGGAAUCGGGGCUAUCUCUUGUUUUACCGCUCCACGCGACAUCUCAAGCACCUUCCCUUACUAAUUCUCAGUACAGGAAAUGCUGCCCUUUUGCUUAUACUGUCUGUAAAACGUUCUUUUGACAGAGAUGAUCAUUUAUAUACUUACCUCAUAUUUGGAGUGCUUGCCCUGGAGCUUUUCUUUUCUGCUCUCAGUCUUAUCAUUUAUGCAGUGAAAGUGUGCAAGUUUAACAACGAAAAACCCGCCCCAGACAUCAGUCAGGAAGAACGAUCAAAUACCUAUUCAAGUAGUAGAAUCCUCACAAGCACAGAGACUGGAUUUAGAGACAGCUCUAGCUUGGAAGAAGUUGUGGAGAAGCAAGCUGAUUUGAUUGAAUACCUAAAGCAGCACAAUACUUUGCUUAGCAAGCGCCUUCUCUCCAUAGCAGCCCAACAAAUACGAUACUGAAAACGCCAGUGCUGAUGUAACAGGAAAAACAGCGGUGCUUUUUUGGGAAUUAAUAUUAGUUAUGCAUUAAAAUCAAACUGAGCAAAUUUCAUAACUGAUUCAUUUACUUAAUUGCUGAAUUAAUUUAUAAAUAUAAUUGUAAUCCUAUUCAUACUGGAAAUAUAUUUAAUUUUGCUCUAAUGUGAGAGGUAUUAAUAUUUGGUACACACCAAAUGGUAUGUUUUGGUAGCCUCUACCAAAUAAUGAAGAUUUUUUAUAAAUGGCCAGUUUAAGGGUUGGGGUGGGCAUUGUUCCUUAUUAUAAACAAUUGUUAGAAAUUUUUGAAAUUUUCUUUGUUGUAUGUGUAUGUACAUGUAGAAUGAUGUUACUUGUGUCAGUUGAAAUUAUUUAAAAUGUUUGACCAUUUUGCAGUAAUGUCAAACCUGUUUAAAGAUUUUUCUAUUUAUACCUGUGUUAUGGUGGUAAGGAAAAAAAGGGUCAUAAUUUAAGAACUGUGAAUUCAGUAUAUGCAUUUUGUUUCUAAGGUAUGUUCAUAGUUUCAUUAGGGAAAUCCUUGAGCUUAUUGUUUAUAGUAUAUUAAUGUUUUAAUUUAUAAUAUUUUUAUAGACUUUUUGGGGGGGCUUUUCUUUGUAAAAAUAUUAAUGGAACCGAUCCCUUUGUGUGAGGUCUAUGCACCCCAGUGUUUUCAUAAUGAGGUGGUUUUUAAAAGUCAAAAUGCUGCAAAUAUCAUAAUACAAACCAUAUCAUUAAACAUUCUUUAUUAUAGAUCA
Molecule: messenger RNA, 1814 nt
Organism: Erpetoichthys calabaricus (reedfish)
Lineage: Eukaryota; Metazoa; Chordata; Cladistia; Polypteriformes; Polypteridae
Gene: tmem192
Product: transmembrane protein 192
Exons: 6
Coding region: 271-1044 (257 amino acids)
Cellular component (GO): lysosomal membrane; late endosome
Source: RefSeq, a predicted model, not a curated record